Messenger RNA from Raphanus sativus (radish), 918 nucleotides. RefSeq lists its product as uncharacterized. The record is from RefSeq and is a predicted model, not a curated record. Lineage: Eukaryota; Viridiplantae; Streptophyta; Magnoliopsida; Brassicales; Brassicaceae. The transcript has 3 exons. The coding region runs from base 1 to 918 and encodes 305 amino acids.
AUGGGAGAAGCAUCCGAGUUGGCUACUAUGAUGCAAGCCUUCAACGCAAUGAGGGAAGAGAUGAAGGAGAUGCGCCAAGACCUUGGAGAUAGGCUAACCAGAGUUGAGCAAAGACCCACGGCUCAAGCUACCCAAACUGCUGAGAGAUUUCCGAAUCGAAAUCAGCAGUACCAAGCUCCAAACAACAGGCGUACUGGAGUACACUUCAAUGAUGAUCCAGAGACUAGUACUCGGAAUCAACAGAAUGAAGAAGACACUGGACAACAACAUGGUCCUUAUCCGAGGGCAAGAGUUCAACAAGAUGACUAUGGAGAAGAGGCAGAGGAGGAAGAGGAUUACUUACCUCCACAUAGAGCUCCACGGAGACCCAUCCGCAACCAAGGCUAUGAGGAAGAUGACUAUGCACCUCAACAGAGAGGACAUCGCCAACAACACCACAACCAAGGAACGGAUCUUCUAAAGAUGACACCACCACAGUAUGCGGGAAAGGUUGACCCUGAGGCUUACCUUGAUUGGGAAAAGAGGAUGAAUCACAUCUUUGCUUACUACAACCAUCCUGUACAAGCCGAGCAACAUAUCAAGAAGAAGAGCACCAGAGGCAGGUCUCAAUCAAACUGGAACUCCAACAACAACAACAACUACAACAAGCCAGUAGACAAGGGGAAAGGGAUCGAGGGAGAUACUCGUUCCAAGUCUCAAUCUGUGGAUACCAGCAAAGACACCAGGACGGAUCCAACUAAGACUACUACUCCUCAACGUGCCAGAGACAUCACUUGUUUCAACUCCUUGGUCUCCUCCGGAUUCAUUCUGUAUGCUGGUUUGUUUGGCAAAGCUGAGCCUGGCACGAGAUCAAUCUGGUGCUCAAUCCCUCUGAUUGGAGGUAAUCCAGCUGGGAUCUCUUCAGGGAACAAGUCUUGA